UUCAGCGAGACACACAUCAACAUGUUCAAGCUCGUCGCAUUCGCCGCCAUGUUGGCCAUUGCUGCGGCCGCCCCCAGGCCCGGACUCAUCGCCGCCCCCGCCGUAACAGCGUAUGCCGCCGCCCCCGCUGUGGCAACCAUUGCAGCACCUGCUGUGGCGGUGAGCAGUGUCCCAGUUGUUAGCACUGGUUAUCAUGUUGCCUACAGUGUGGAGCCAGUGGAGCAACACGGUUACAAGAUCGUCUACUAGAUGUCACCACCAACUUCACGCGAAUCGUACCCACGCAGAUACACGAUAUAUCGACCUUGGUGUCCUGCUUCGAGUACACUACGUACACACACACACACACUCCGAACGUAAUAAAGGGACUUAUUUGUUACAUUCCAUUAAGCUGUCCACCAAAAUUACUGUAAUGUGCGUUAAAUAAAAUAAAGGAACACACACACUUCA
Cryptotermes secundus is the source of this 450-nucleotide messenger RNA. Its product is annotated as cuticle protein LPCP-23. The coding region runs from base 22 to 249 and encodes 75 amino acids. NCBI's taxonomy places the organism in Eukaryota, Metazoa, Arthropoda, Insecta, Blattodea, Kalotermitidae. The record is from RefSeq and is a predicted model, not a curated record. The transcript has 2 exons.